GGUGCGUAAUCUUUUCCCCUUAUCAUCAUCUUCCUCUGUGCGGAUUGGAUUCUCCAGCAACACAACACAACACAACAAUGGCGUUAUCGGUUUCAAACCUCGCCUCUUCUCUCUCGUCUCUCUCUUUCUCCUCCCAAGUUUCUCAAGGAAGAACCACCCUUUCCGUCCCCCAGACGAACUCGGCGUUCUCACUGCCGGCGAAAUCAGCUCGCCGCGCUUCUCUCUCAGUUACCGCCACGGUGGCUGCUCCCGCGGAAGUAUCGGAGGAUUAUGAUACAAUGGAGCUGAAGAAGUACGUGAAAUCUCGGCUUCCGGGAGGUUUCGCAGCUCAGAAGAUCAUAGGCACGGGGCGGCGUAAGUGCGCCAUCGCUCGAGUUGUGCUCCAAGAAGGCACUGGCAAAGUUAUCAUAAACUAUCGCGAUGCCAAGGAGUACCUUCAGGGCAACCCACUGUGGCUUCAAUACGUUAAAGUGCCGUUAGUGACACUUGGUUACGAGAACAGCUACGACGUGUUUGUGAAAGCUCAUGGAGGCGGUCUCUCUGGUCAAGCUCAGGCCAUUACUCUCGGAGUUGCUCGUGCCCUCUUGAAGGUAAGUGCUGACCAUAGAUCGCCUUUGAAGAAGGAAGGUUUGCUCACUAGAGAUGCAAGAGUCGUUGAAAGAAAGAAGGUUGGGCUCAAGAAGGCCCGUAAAGCACCACAAUUCUCCAAGCGUUAAAGGGAACCCUUUUGUUUUUGUAUUAUUUAUUUGUUGGAUCAUCCUUUGCCUCCACUUUCUUUUUCUAUGUUCAUGUGUUGAUGAACCAAUCUCUGUUUUGAUUGAAUAUAAUGCAAAUCCAGAGAGUGAGAAUUCAUUGUUUA
Messenger RNA from Raphanus sativus (radish), 859 nucleotides. Its product is annotated as 30S ribosomal protein S9, chloroplastic-like. Gene Ontology annotation, cellular component: ribosome; plastid small ribosomal subunit; mitochondrial small ribosomal subunit. Bases 78 to 716 code for a protein of 212 amino acids. The record is from RefSeq and is a predicted model, not a curated record. NCBI's taxonomy places the organism in Eukaryota, Viridiplantae, Streptophyta, Magnoliopsida, Brassicales, Brassicaceae. Gene Ontology annotation, molecular function: structural constituent of ribosome; RNA binding. Gene Ontology annotation, biological process: translation. The transcript has 2 exons.